AAAAACCCUUCCCCGUAAUUAACACCCAGAUCCCCUCCUCCCAUCGUCCCUCUCCCAUGCCGAAUACUCUCCCUCCUCCUUCCUCUGUCGACGCCGAUGCCGAUGACGUCAUUGACACGUCGAACACCGACGCCCCCUCCUCCUCCCACCUCUCGCUGUCAAGACCUCCCCCGUGAUCUACACCCAUAUCCCCAAUUUCACAUCCCCCCGUUGAUGACCGAGCUCCUCCUGCUGUCGACGCCGAGCUCCUCCCUCAUCGUAAAACUCCCCCGCUGUCGACUUCGACGCUGAUCCCGACGCCGAGCUCCUCCCCCGUGCUCCUCCAUCGUCGAAGAUCGAGCUCCUCCCUCGACGCCGACGUUGAGCUCCUCCCUCAUCGACGACGAGUUCCUCCCUCCUCUCCGAGCUUCCCCGCUGUCGACGCUGACCCCGACGCCGAGCUCCUCCCCCGUGCUUCUCCCUCAUUGAAGACCGAGCUCCUCCUUCGACGCCGACGCUGAGCUCCUCCCUCGUCGAUGCAUUUGAGCAAAUAUUCAGAGAUUGUUAAUCAUGUUUUCCCUUCAUUGGAGAUGCCAGACAAGAAGAACAGUAUCUCAAUAUGCACUUGUUUGGGCGACAAGCUUAGGUGGAAUGACAACUCACGAGGCCGCUUUGAGAUACUGUCAAUCUCUGGCCUAUUGACAAAGAGCAUUGGUCCAGGCAGCAAAAUUGAUGGGCUAACUAUCAUGCUAGCAGGACCUAAUGGCAAGGUCUUUGGAGGUCGUCUGAGCGGCCUUCUCAUUGUUGCCUCCUCUGUUCAGGUGAUCAUUGGCAGUUUCGCCUCUGAUUGUCAUCAGGAGCCAUUGAUGGGAGCAAAAAAAUUGAAGCUAACAAGUGUGGUCAACCAUUCAAGGAACCAGCUAGAUUUUCCCUUGAGUGCCUCAGGAGCAAAGGAGAAAGUAGGAAGGAAAAAAAAGGAGCCCGUGUAUGAUCGCAUAUAGUAGUAGAUCUUUUAUAUAAUCAAUUGUUGGAGGGAUAGUAAAGGCAUCUUUCAAUGCAAAUUGUAAAUUCUCUGUACAUGAGUUUUUUGUGUGUGAAAAAUUCUUCUUUGUUACAUCAUAAUAUCAGAGUUCAUUCUUAUGACAUUU
This is a messenger RNA of Asparagus officinalis (garden asparagus), 1127 nucleotides long. Its product is annotated as AT-hook motif nuclear-localized protein 10-like. The record is from RefSeq and is a predicted model, not a curated record. Bases 516 to 980 code for a protein of 154 amino acids. The transcript has 6 exons. Gene Ontology annotation, molecular function: minor groove of adenine-thymine-rich DNA binding. Lineage: Eukaryota; Viridiplantae; Streptophyta; Magnoliopsida; Asparagales; Asparagaceae.